AUGAGCUUGAUGUCAAAAUUAAAACUAAAACCAACAGGUCCAAUUUAUCCAUGGACUCAAAUUAAUCAACUUGAAGAGUGCAAUCCUUUUCCACGUUAUGGACAUUCAUCGAAUGAAUGUGCAAUUAAUAAUCAAAUAUUCAUCUUCGGAGGAAUUGUUGAAGGAAAACCUCAAAAUGAUGUUUUUGUCAUUGAGACGGAUAAGUUACAUGCGUAUAGGUUUACAACAUCAGGAGAUAUACCGCAUCCACGGAGCGGACACACACAUGUUAAUAUCGGGAACUAUAUGAUAGUUUUCGGUGGAUUGCUUACAUAUCUUACAGAAAAUCCUACCGAUUUUAUCUAUAUACUCAAUACUGUUACAAGACAGUGGUCAAAACUUUCAAUUCCUGAAAAAAAUUUUCUUACACAACGUCACGGCCAUUCAGCAACUAUAAUCGGGACUUCCAUGUAUAUAUUUGGUGGUCAAAAUUUCCAAGGAAUUUAUUUGAAUGACUUAAUCGUAUUUGAUUUAGCUACCAUUGAAUCACAAAAUUUAAGUUGGAAAUUUAUUUCUCCUUCGAAUUGUGCACCGCCUAGCAGGGCUGGGCAUGUUGCAUGCGCAUAUAAAGAUAACAUUUACAUAUUCGGGGGAACUGAUGGAAUUCGAUGUUACAAUGAUAUGUGGUGCUAUGACACACAAAACAAUUCUUGGUCUGAAAUUUCUUUAACAGACUUUAAUCCACUUCCGCGUUGUUACCAUAAGGCCGCUCUUGUGGAUGAUGUUAUUUAUGUUUUCGGCGGAAUCACAGAUGAUAAAAAAGAAUUAUCCGAUUUGACAGCAUUCAGAAUAAACCAAAAGACAUGGCAUAUAUUUCAGAAAAUGGGCCCUACACCAAGUCCUUGUUAUGGACAUACAAUGACUACAGCAGAUGACAAGGCUUUUAUUUUUGGUGGAGUAUCUAUACAUUCGAAAGGAAUAAUCCAUGUUUUGGAUACAUCAAAAAUAAAAUUUCCUACGGGAUCUUAUUUGAAUACAUUAUCGCAGCAGCAGCUACAACGAAGAUCAUCUGAGUCUUCAAUUUCCACGUCGCAGAAACUUCAAACUCGAGAAACAUCAAAUUAUACUAAUGAACAGAACAAUAACACUAAUAUAAAGAAUCAAAAGCUUAUAUUUCGGAUGUCGCAAAUCACAAAUUUGCAGAGUUUUAUAACAAGACCGGGUGGUCCAAAACGUCGAGUGAAAAGUCCUUUGGAGAAAGUAACCGAAUCUUUGCCAGAGAUUGAAGAUAACCGAACAGUUGAUGAAAAUUUAAAAACUUCUACAGAUAAUGCAAAAAUGAUAGAAAAAGAGAAAUUUUCCGAAGCUUUUGAUAAAGUGCCAACGGGUAACAUUAAUGGAACAAAUUCAAAUAUAGAACAUACGCGAAAUAUAAAAUCUGCAUUUGAUGAAACACAAUUGCGGAGACCACAAGAUGUUCAAACCGUGGAUCAACUUUCGGACAAUUUUCACGAUAGUUCACCUACCAUUAAUAAACAUUCAAGUAUUGUUAGAGACGAUGUUAAUUUUUCAAAUUCUUCAGAUAGACCGGCAUCUUCUGAAUAUUAUAGGCAAUCUCCAGAUGAUCACUCAAAUAUGGAUCGAGAAAGUUAUUUGGAAAGACUCCAAGAACAAGAUUUUAAACUUGCUGAAUUUAAAAAGCGCGAAUUUUGGCUUAAAACACAACUAGAAUUGGCUAAAAAGAAUGGAUAUACACCGGAUUCUCCUGAUAAAGAGUUAAAUGAUGAUAUCGAUGCAGAGAAAUUGUCAGAUAGUGAGGAGAUAGGAUCAGAAAAAUUCUCAAUUAUUCGGUUUAUUAUUCAAUUAAGUCAACAAUUGCAGCACGCAAAGGAAAUCACAGUAAAUCAAUCCAAAUUAGCAUCUGAAAAGAUUGCAAAUAUUGAAUCAAAAGUUGAAAAAACAACAAAUUUAUUAAAUAAUAUCCAAGCGAUUAAAGAACAAUUACUUCAAAUAAAAAGACAAUUAGAAGCGUCAAAGCAAAUAGCUGUGAAGCCUGAAUAUAGUACUGAAAAAGGCAAUCCACAUAAAACAGUCUCAGAACGUUGUGAAAGUGAAGAGGCAAGACCGUCUAAAGAAAUUUCCGAAAGUUAUAAUGAAAUAGAAACAUUUUAUGAAAUAGCUGAAAUCGAAGAUAUGAUUCGUUUAGUUGAAUCAAAAGCGGCAAGAACUCAACGACAACUUAAAGAAAUUAAACAAAAAGCAAAUCAGAUAGGGUCGGAUUAUCAAAUGAUACAUAUGUAUGCACAGAGUGCAGAAAAAUUAAUGAAAAUGAUGAAGGAUCAAUUAAUUAACGCAGAUAAAGAGGGAUUAGAAGCAAAACUUAAAAAAGCAGUUAAUACUCACGAUAGUGCUAGAACUUCAAUACAGCAGGAUUAUAUAAAUCAGCAGUCACUAAAACAACAAUUGAAAACGCUUAAAAAAGAAAAAUUACAACAAAUAUCACACAUGCAAACACAAAUAGCUCAAAUUCAGGAUGAAAAAGCUUUAGUGGACCAAGAAUAUGAAGAGUUGAAGAGAAUGUACAGCCCUUUAAAAACUGAAAAUGAUGCAUUGAGAAAGUCCAAUGAACUUUUAAAACAACAAAUUUUAACAUCAGAAAACAUGAAAGAAAAUCUUGAACAGGAGAUAGAACAAACAAAAUCGUCUUUUAAACAACAAGAAACCUUAGACAAAGAAGAUGAAAGUGAAGAAGAAAAAUGUUGGGAGGAAGAAAAAACAUUAAAAGAAAGUGAAAUAAAUUUAUAUAAAGAAAAAAAUUAUAAAUUGGCCGCUAUUAAUGAAGAAUUAGAACAAAAAUUGAACAAUUCUGAAAACAAAGUUGCUAUGUUACUUGAUCAGAUGGAAAGUAUUAUUGAAGUUUACCGAUCAAUUGGCGAUGUAUUUGAUUUACCUAAUGAAGAAGAUUUACCUACUCUAAACUUUAAAAUUCAAGAGCCCAGAACAUCAGAAGUUAGGGAUGACUAUUUUGAUAACUUGGUAAAGGAAAAAUAUCCUGAUCUUCCAAGCUUUGUUCUUCCGGAAUUUAGAUCAUCACCUACAGAUACAGAAUUCUCUGAAAUUGUUUCGUUUGAUGAAAAUUACUCUGAUAUUGAUGUUGGUAAAAGUAGCGAUCUGAGUUCUAAAAAUUCUUACUUUGAAAAAACAAAUUUAUCUGAUUAA
Dentiscutata erythropus is the source of this 3198-nucleotide messenger RNA. NCBI's taxonomy places the organism in Eukaryota, Fungi, Glomeromycota, Glomeromycetes, Diversisporales, Gigasporaceae. The record is from the annotation of a GenBank genome assembly.